Ochotona princeps (American pika) is the source of this 825-nucleotide messenger RNA. RefSeq lists its product as uncharacterized. Lineage: Eukaryota; Metazoa; Chordata; Mammalia; Lagomorpha; Ochotonidae. The record is from RefSeq and is a predicted model, not a curated record. The coding region runs from base 1 to 825 and encodes 274 amino acids. The transcript has a single exon.
AUGGCAGUAGCCGCGCAGAGAAAGAAUAAAAAAGUGACAUUAGUAGGAAAAUGCACCAGGAUAGUAGCAGCAACAGCACAGGUAGUAGCGGCAGCAGCAGCUCUAACCACAAGAGCACCAGGAAAAGCAACAGGCAGCAACAGUAGGAAUAGUAGCAGUAGCAGCAGCAGCAGGAACAGUAGUGGCAGCAGCAGAAUCAGUAACAGCAGUAGCAACAAGAGUACCAGAAGAAGCAACAGCAGCAGCAGUACGAGCCGCAACACCAGCAGGAGUAGUAGCGGCAUCACAAACAGUAGUCGCAGCAGCAGCAACAGUAGCAGCAGUAGGACACCCAGCAGUAGCAGUGGCAGCAGCAGCUGGUGUACCUGGAGUAGCAGCACCCCCAAUAGCAGCAGACGCAGCAGCAACACAAGAAUGAAGAGGACCAGCAGUAGGAGGAGCACUAGCAACAGCAGCAGGGAAUGCAGUAGCAGCAACAGUAGUAGCAAGAGCACCAAGGGGCUUCACACAUCCUUAAGAAGAAGCAGCAGCAAUAGCUCCUGGAUCGUCAGCAAGAGAAUUACACAAAGCAGCAAGAGCUACAGGAAGAGAAGGAGGAAGUGCAGCACAAGUAGUACAGACAGAAGAACCAGGACUGCAGCAGAAGAAGGAGAAUACGGCAUGACUAAUGAAUACACGACAUCCAACAGCAGCAGGAGCAGUGGCAUGCACCAUGAGCACAACUCAAAGUUCUUAGAGAAACAGCACCAGCAGCAGCAGGUGCUGCUACUCAGCAGUAAUUCCCUUCAAAGCAAAUACUGUCGACAACGUUUUAUGCGCGAGUGA